Megalops cyprinoides (Indo-Pacific tarpon) is the source of this 1888-nucleotide messenger RNA. RefSeq names its product ankyrin repeat and SOCS box containing 6 (gene asb6). Gene Ontology annotation, cellular component: BRCA1-BARD1 complex. NCBI's taxonomy places the organism in Eukaryota, Metazoa, Chordata, Actinopteri, Elopiformes, Megalopidae. Gene Ontology annotation, biological process: protein ubiquitination; intracellular signal transduction. The transcript has 7 exons. Bases 56 to 1390 code for a protein of 444 amino acids. The record is from RefSeq and is a predicted model, not a curated record. Gene Ontology annotation, molecular function: protein binding.
UCCGGUUCCGUGCUUGUUUCCCCGGUCGACGGCAGGGGGCAGAGCGAACGAGAGCAUGCCUUUUCUACACGGCUUUCGCAGGAUCGUGUACGAGUACCAGCCUUUGGUGGACGCGGUGCUGUGCGUUGUGGGGCUAGAGGAGGCCACAGACACUCAUGAUAGAAACAGUACCACAGAGAGUGAAGGAGCGAUAUGCCAGUCGCUGGCGGAACUGCUGGAGAAGGAGUCCCAGUCGCCGGUGUUCGAGGAGGGAAUAAGCUACGCCCUGUUCAAAGUCGCCGAGCGGGGAUUGGUCAGAGCGGCCGAGGUUCUUCUGCGCUACGGGGCAGACCUGAAUUUUGAGGACCCCGUGUCCUACUACAACCCUCUCCACAUCGCCGUGCUGCGGAACCGCCCCAGGAUGGUGCAGUGCCUGGUGCGUCAGGGGGCCGACAUCGACAAGCGAGACCGGAUCCACGAGAGCAGCCCGUUAGACCUGGCCAGCGAGGAGGCGGAGAGGCUGCCCUGCCUGCAGGUGCUGCUCGAUCUGGGGGCCGACGUCAACGCCCGGGACAAGAACGGAAAGACAGCAUUGCUUCAUGCUUUGGCCAGCAGUGACGGGCUCACUGUCCACAACACUGACAACAUUCAGCUUCUGCUGGAGAAAGGUGCCGAUGUUAACGCCGCCACCCAGGAGGGCGAGACGGCCGUGUCCUCGCUGGUGUUCCUGGUGAGGGAGGCGCUGGAGGGCAGCGCGGAGGACGCCAGCGAGAUCGGCCGCUUCUGCCUGGGCACGACGAGGCUGCUGCUGGCCCAUGGCGCCGAUCCCAGCUGCUGUCUGUCUGCCGGCGGCGGCGGGGGGGCCGGCGAGGAGGACGGCGAGCCCUCCCUGACGCAGACCUGCCUGGAGUACUUCGACCUGCUCUUCCCCCUGGCCGUGCUGCUGCUGCAGAGCGGCUGCGCCUUCCUCUGCUCCCGCCACGGCGCCCCCUGCUGGACGGGGCAGGGACUGAUCUUCCAGCGGCUGUCCUCCGCCCUCCGGGAGACCCCCGACGCGGCAGCCCGGAGCGAGAGCCUGGCCAAGGCGGAGUUCCUCCUGGAGCUGGCCCGGGUGUCCUCCCCCUCUCUCCCGCUGGCCCACAGGCUAGAGCUCCCCCUGCUGGACGAACACCCGCAUGCGCAGGUGCUACUGGACCUGCACCGGCGGGUCCGGGAGCAGGAGGCCAGCCCGGCCCCCCUGCGCUGCCUCUGCCGGGCCUUCAUACGCCGCCGCCUGCAGCCCUGGCCCCUGGAGAGCAAGGUGAAGGCCCUCCCCCUGCCAGACAGAAUGAAGGAGUACCUGCUCCCCGAACUCACAUACAGCCCCAGGCCAGGCCAGGACUGCUUCAAACCACACCGCACCCUGCGCUGAGAGACCUUCACCAGCAGGGGGCGAUGUUGGGCAGAUUGACUGUUGCAGGAAGUGGGCCAGUGUGAGGCUUCAGCCCUCCUCACCAGUGAAGUGUAUAGUGCAUUGGUUCCAUUGCCAGAGUGGCAGUCAGUCAGUGACACUGAAAAACAUCUCUGCUUUUAGCCUCUGAGGCCUUCCAAGGGUAACACUGCGUUGCUAAAAUGCAUAUCGAUGUGGACUGUGCCAAUUCAGCUUAAGGUUUACGCAUACUUUUAAGGUGAAGUGUGUCUGACCUUACUGACUAUGUGAUGUGGAUUACUGAUGUUCUGAAAUGUGUGAUCUUCCAGCAUUUAUGGUGUAGGGGUAGCCCUGCUGAAAAUGGCAAUCCCUUAAACUGCACAAGCUAAGAAUUAAAGGUGAAAAAUAAACAGAUUGUUUGUCAAGAUAAUCUAUUCUGAAAAGAGUGGUAAAUAACUGUGUUAUGCAUAUGUACAUUUCAUCAUAAUAAACCUGACAGAG